AUGUUUCUCCAACGUCUGCAGAAAUGUAGAAUUCCUUUGCAGCAGCACGGAAAACACUGCCGACUUCUGAAUAUACCAGAAGUUCAAGAAGUCUGCCGUAGUUCGAUGGAAAUACCGAGCCGAAGGCGAUCUUCUGAGCCUGUGCAAGGAAGUGGGGAACCGAUAGUAGAUAGCGAUAAGCAGCAAACGACGAUGUGGGUCACUGCGAUAAAGCUGUAA
Messenger RNA from Aspergillus niger, 219 nucleotides. RefSeq lists its product as hypothetical. The record is from RefSeq and is a predicted model, not a curated record. The coding region runs from base 1 to 219 and encodes 72 amino acids. The transcript is spliced from 3 exons. Lineage: Eukaryota; Fungi; Ascomycota; Eurotiomycetes; Eurotiales; Aspergillaceae.